Messenger RNA from Lycium ferocissimum, 2721 nucleotides. RefSeq names its product G-type lectin S-receptor-like serine/threonine-protein kinase SD2-5. Gene Ontology annotation, molecular function: protein serine/threonine kinase activity; ATP binding. The transcript has a single exon. The annotation marks the transcript as partial. NCBI's taxonomy places the organism in Eukaryota, Viridiplantae, Streptophyta, Magnoliopsida, Solanales, Solanaceae. The record is from RefSeq and is a predicted model, not a curated record. Gene Ontology annotation, biological process: protein phosphorylation.
AGUUUUCUUGUGGCUUUAUGCUGGAUAUUUCCUCUCUCCUUCAUUCUUUCUUGUUCUUUUCAUUUGAUGGUCAGCCAACCCUUUGAUUACCCAACUGCAAAUCUUUCUACAACUUGGAUCAAUAGCUUAUCUGCACCAGGUUCAGUGGAUUUCACUGAUGGCUCAAUAGUAAGGCCUAUAUUACUCAGAGGAACCUUUGGUCCAAGAUAUGCUUGUGGUUUCUACUGUAAUGGAAAUUGUGAAAGUUGCCUCUUUUCCAUAUUCAUUGUGCAAACCUACAGUUCCUCUAUUAUUCUAGAUGGAUUCCCACAAGUUGUUUGGUCUGCUAACAGGAACAAUCCAGUUAAGAUCAAUUCUACUUUGCAACUUACAGCAGAAGGAGACUUAGUGCUCAGAGACGCUGAUGGUACUUUGGCUUGGUCAACAAAUACUGCUGGGAAAUCUGUUGCUGGCUUAAACCUGACUGAUGAGGGGAAUAUUGUUCUGUUUGAUUCCAAGAAUGCAACUUUUUGGCAAUCUUUUGAUCACCCAACUGAUUCUUUGGUUCCAGGGCAGAAGUUAGUAUCAGGGAUGAAGCUAACAGCAAGUGUUUCAAGAACAAACUGGACCGAAGGAGGUUUGUUCUCCUUCUCUACUACCGAUCAUGGUUUGGUUGCUUUUAUAGAGUCAAAUCCUCCCCAAACUUACUUUUCAUGCUCUAUUAAUGGGUUGAAUGCAAGUUCUACUGUGUAUUUGAAUGGGAGCUUAGCUUUACUCUCAAAUUAUAGUGAUUCUGAAGAUCCGCGGCCACUGGUUUCUAUUCCUCCAGCAUCGUCUGCUCAAUAUGUGAAACUGGAGUCUGAUGGAUACUUGAAAGUGUAUGAGUGGCAAAGUCAGUGGAAAAAGGUGGAUGAUCUCCUGGCAGGUUUUUAUGGUGACUGCAAUUACCCCAUGGUCUGUGGAAGAUACGGCAUUUGCUCAGGGGGUCAAUGUAGUUGUCCCAAAUCAAGCUCUAAUUCAACUACCUAUUUCAGACAGGUAAAUGAUAGGCAGGCUAAUCUGGGUUGCUCUGAGAUAACAAGGCUGACUUGUAAUGAUUUAAAUGACCACAAAUUUCUGGAACUUGAAGAUGUGGACUAUUUCACGUUUACUGCAGAUAUUACAGACACUGAUAUGAAUACAUGUAAAGAUGCAUGUUUGAGGAACUGCUCCUGUAAAGCUGCUUUAUUUCAUAGUGGUUUAAACUCUUCCAGGGGGGAGUGCUACCUACCGUCCGAGAUCUUCUCAUUAAUGAAUAAUGAGAAGGACAGGACAAAGUAUGAUUCCCAUGCAUUUAUAAAAGUACAGGUUGAAGCUAAACCAGCAGCUUCUAAAGGGAAAAAGCCCAUUAAUGUUGCUAUAAUGCCCACUGUCACUGGAUUUGCCAUCCUAGGCGUCAUAUAUGGAAUUGCAGUUUUUAUAUUCAGGAAGAAGAAAAAGGCCAAUGAAGAUGAGGAGAAUUAUCUAGAUCACGUGCUAGGAAUGCCCACUAGAUUUUCUUACGAUGAUCUAAAGACUGCAACGGAUAACUUCACAAAGAAGCUUGGUCAAGGAGGAUUUGGGUCAGUGUUUGAAGGGUGCUUAGAACAUGGCACAAAAAUUGCAGUGAAAUGCCUUGAUGGUAUAGGCCAAGUCAAAAAAUCAUUCUUAGCUGAGGUUGAAGCUAUUGGCAGCAUACAUCAUGUAAACUUGGUGCAAUUAAUUGGCUUCUGUGCUGAGAAAUCUCAUAGGCUUCUGGUAUAUGAGUUCAUGAGCAAUGGAUCACUAGAAAAAUGGAUCUACCAUGGGAAACAAGAGCUUACUCUUGAUUGGAAUUGCAGGAGGAAGAUUAUUCAAGAUAUAGCCAAAGGAUUAGCCUACCUUCAUGAAGAAUGCAGGCAAAAGAUUCUACAUUUGGAUAUUAAGCCCCCAAACAUACUCCUAGAUGAUAAGCACAACGCUAAACUCUCUGACUUUGGGCUUUCAAAGCUAAUUGAUUGGAAUCAGAGCCAAGUAAGGACUACGAUGAGAGGCACUCCUGGUUAUUUGGCUCCUGAAUGGCGUAAUGGAGUUAUAACAGAAAAGGUAGAUGUCUACAGCUUUGGCAUUGUGAUCUUGGAAAUUUUGAGCGGAAGAAGACAUUUCGAGGCAUCCGAGUCUGAAGACCAGAAGGUAAUGUUGAACUUAUUCAGGAAAAAGGCAGAGGAAGGGAAAUUGGAGGAUCUUAUUGAUAAGCACAGUGAAGAUAUGCAGUUAUACAAAGAAGAUGUAAUAGAGACGAUGCAGAUUGCUGCCUGGUGUUUACAAGGGGACUACGCAAAGAGGCCAUCAAUGUCAAUGGUGGUCAAGGCCAUGGAGGGUGUUUUGGAAGUUGAAAAGAAUCUAGACUACAGUUUCCUUAAGCCACAAAUGGUGAGUAAACUACCAAAUAUCACUCAUGCAAAUUCAACUCCUUUACUUCCUUCAGUCCUAUCAGGCCCAAGGUGAGGAGAGUUUUGCUAAUUCCUAGUAUUGCUACAAUUGCACCUUGUUUGCUACUGUGUAAAUUUCUUCUCCAAUGUCCAAGAAUUUUAUGAUAGUUUUCUUCAAAUUAUAUAUGCAAAGUCUGUUCAAUAUAUACAUGCUCCUUUUUCUCAUUAAGAGGGGUGGAGAAGUGAUCAAGCUAUCCAUCCACUUAUCAAAACUUAGUGCAAUUUGUAUCGGAUUCAAAGGACAUUUUGGUAC